Messenger RNA from Nilaparvata lugens (brown planthopper), 1292 nucleotides. Its product is annotated as low choriolytic enzyme-like. NCBI's taxonomy places the organism in Eukaryota, Metazoa, Arthropoda, Insecta, Hemiptera, Delphacidae. The record is from RefSeq and is a predicted model, not a curated record. Gene Ontology annotation, biological process: proteolysis. The transcript has 4 exons. Gene Ontology annotation, molecular function: metalloendopeptidase activity; zinc ion binding. Bases 107 to 1045 code for a protein of 312 amino acids.
GUCGUUAGCUUAGUUGCAUCAAAAUCCAGAGAUCACAUAAGAGUACCAGGGUUUAGAAAUUGGUAGUUCUGCAUUAGACUUCAAGUGAGUGUUGUAUGUUCUAAGAAUGGCGUUCGACGUUAGGAAAUUGAAUCACAUUGUGAUUGCGGUCGUUGGUCUAGUUAUUGUUUUGAACAAGCUGAGUGAGGGGUUACCCAUUGACCAUCCACCAUAUGAACAAGACGGACUUUUCGAAGGAGACAUCAUUCUGAUGCCACAUCAGAUUAGUGGCCUGAAGAACCUAGUGAACAACAAGGCUCAGCUAUGGCCGAACAAGACACUGUACUACACGUAUACCGAAAGCGAGUUCAGCCCUGAACAGAGACAGCAGGUGGAGAGCGCCAUCCAAGACCUGCGUCACAACACGUGUGUCCAGUUUGUGAAGAGGAGUGCCAGCGACCCUGCCGGAACAACUUACAUUAAUUUCCGUAACACAGGAUUCGGGUGUGCUUCAGUAGUGGGCUACCACCCGAUCGGCGUGGGUCUGGAUAUGUUCCUGGGAGGACUGAGGUGUCACACGCACGGCACCAUCCAACACGAGCUGCUGCACUCGCUCGGAUUCUGGCACGAGCACACGCGACCCGAUCGAGAUAGUCAUGUUGACAUUCGUUGGGAAAAUAUUGUACCAGGUCGAGAGUUUAAUUUCAAAAAACGCGAUCUCUCCGAUACGCAAUACGAAGGAAUGCCAUACGACUAUGGGAGUGUGAUGCAUUAUCGAUCACAAGCUUUUUCAAGAGACCGCGUCAGUCCGACAAUUGUCCCCUUCGACAAGGAAGCGAGCAUUAUGAUGGGCCAGAGAAUUCGAUUCAGCAACGUCGACAUCGCCAAACUGAACCGCCUCUACAACUGCCCAACAGGAAUCUACUAUCUGGGAGACAAUCUAGUCGAACAGGAAGCUGUCAUUGGCAAUCUCUUCUUGAACCUGCGAAACACGAAUACGACUGAUACGAAUAACGUGGAAAAACUUGUGACCGAAGGCAUCAAACAUUUAAAAAAGUUGCCGUAAUCAGGUAACCAUGAGAUGAGUAAUCAAAAAGAAGGAACAGUCGAUUCAAAGCUAAUUCACUUUGGAGAUCGAUAUUAUAUAUUCUUUCCUAAAAGAAUUCAACUAGCAUAGUGGAUUACAAAGUUGAAACACAUUUUUAAGAUCAGAGUUUUUAUCCUCAUUCACACUUGCAUUUUAUCUAUGUAAAAAUCUUUAUUACUUAAUAUUUACUUAUAAAUUUGAUUUGAUUUUCAAUUCGGAAGAAAAA